AUGGGGGCCAUAUUAGCUCAACAAGCAGAAGAUACAAGGAUAGAAAACGCCGUGUAUUACCUCAGUAAGAGGAUGCUGGAAUAUGAGUUGAAAUACAACAAGAUAGAAAAGUUGUGCCUGGCUCUAGUCUGGGCCUGUACCAAGCUGCAACACUACCUCUCGUCUUCUGGGCCCUGUACCAAAGCUGCAACACUACCAAAGCUGCAGCACUAUCUCUCGUCCUACACCACCUAUGUUUCGAACCCCUUGAAAUUCCUUAUGGAGAGGCCGGUUCUAGACUGUAAGAUGGCUAAGUGGGUGUCAGUGCUCGCAGCCUAUGACCUGAAAUUUGUACAACGUAAGGCAGUAAAAGGCGGAGCUUUGGCUGACCAGUUAGCCGAAUUACCGGUCGAAGAUCAAAUGCCGAAGGUAGAAUUCCCCGACGAAAACCUGUUGCACCUGGAAAAUCAGGUCUGGGAGAUGUACUUCGAUGGAGCCUCGAAUUACCAUGGAAAUGGGAUUGGAGUUGUAUUCAAAACUCCUUGUGGAGAAUACGUCCCAAUUGCAGUUAAACUAGACUUUGACUGUACCAAUAAUGAGGCCGAAUACGAAGCCUGUAUCAAGGGAUAA
Molecule: messenger RNA, 609 nt
Organism: Jatropha curcas
Lineage: Eukaryota; Viridiplantae; Streptophyta; Magnoliopsida; Malpighiales; Euphorbiaceae
Source: RefSeq, a predicted model, not a curated record